This is a messenger RNA of Patella vulgata (common limpet), 6505 nucleotides long. RefSeq names its product zinc finger protein 436. Lineage: Eukaryota; Metazoa; Mollusca; Gastropoda; Patellidae. Gene Ontology annotation, molecular function: RNA polymerase II cis-regulatory region sequence-specific DNA binding; DNA-binding transcription factor activity, RNA polymerase II-specific. Gene Ontology annotation, cellular component: nucleus. The transcript has 7 exons. Bases 146 to 3727 code for a protein of 1193 amino acids. The record is from RefSeq and is a predicted model, not a curated record. Gene Ontology annotation, biological process: regulation of transcription by RNA polymerase II.
UAACUAACAACUACAUAGAGGGAGCUGCAACAAUUUCUAGAAGAGGCAUUUUUGUAAGCUUCCAGCUUUUUCCUGGUAUUUCACUGGUAAAUAAAUUCAUGUCAGCUUGGAAAGUCGCAGACAGGAUCCGAGGAACCUAUAGAAAAUGGAAAUAAAACAGGAGGUAGAAGGAUUCCGAAAGGAAUUUGAAAUUUUUUGUGCCCAGUUUCAUGAAAAUCUAAUAAAAUGUGGAAAGGUGGCUACUGUUAUGACUUUAAAGCAAGAAGAGGAACUUACAAAAUAUCUGCUGACACCUCAAGAUGAAACGGGUAGUUCUUCUACAGAGAUAGCAAGCUGGCUAGAGAAUAAUGUAUUUUGUUUGGUCUCAAAUGAAGAUGAAAGUCAUUAUGAACUUCACAUUUGGAAUGAUACCCAAAGAAAAGUAGUUUCCAUCGAAAAUUAUUUUACUGUUUUAAAUUCCAUGUUUGCUGAGACCGGUAAUAUCAGCCAUGACAAGUUUUUAAAGAAGGUAAAUGAAAAAUAUGCUUUAAUACCUGAGGAAGUUGUUAAAUACUUUAUUAAUAAUGUGACCAAAAAACCAAAGUUCAAGGUAACAGUACAGAAUAAAGAAAAUAAAGUGUAUGGAUGUAAAGUUAUCAGCUACGAAUAUCUGAAAAAACGAGUAGUAAAGAAACGAAUAUUAACUGAAAUCUUUGACAAAUCCAAUGGAAAAGUUUUACAGUCAAGAUGUCAUGAAGAGGAUCCACUCGAAGAAGAUGUAUUUUACGUGGAGAAAACCGAAAAACUCAGUGACAUCACAAACACUAAAUUCACGGAAGUAAGUUCCACGACAUACUCCUCCAACCAAGCGUUAGAGAUCAAAUAUCUAGGCAAGACCUCCGUGGCUUAUUUACCACCUGGUGAGAUCAACAACCAAGAUCACCUGGUCGCUCUCAGUAAUGUCAUCUACUCCGUGAACGAUUUUCCAGAAAAUACCGGAGACAUUCAACUCGAAUUCGUCAUUCCUCAAAAACAGCCCACGAAGGUGUUUUCGGAGAUCGAGUCACUUUUAUCCCUGAUUGAAAAAACUGACAGUGGUUCUAAACCGACCGAACCAAAAACUCUAGUAAAAACGCCUAAAAAGAACACUGAUACUAAGACUCGACCUAAUAUGGUCAUUACUCCUCCAGGCAAGUUGGCAAUCGUAGCUAAUCCUAAAACACGAGGUGCUACACUGAAACAUCUUUUUAAUGAACCAUUGAUCUCUGAAUCCAAAAUUCCAAGUUAUUCAGAACUAAACGCCGCUGCAGCCACUGAUAUUGUUGAGACUGCGAUGGAGGAGGACGAUGAUAAUGAUGAUGACGAUGAUGAUGAUGACAAUGGUCAUGAUUUCCUGGAGAAUGUAGAUGAUUUAUUUGAAGACAGUGCUGCACCAGAAGUCCCAGCACAGGUAGGAGGCAAGGAUGAUGUUGAAGUAAGGGGAAUGUCUGCAAACAUUCAAAGGAUAUCUGAAGACAUUCGCACCAAUUUUGGACAGAUGUCUGUAGAACCCACAAUUAUUAAAAAUUCAACCCAACAAACCAUUGAAAAUCAAAUUGAAGAAAAACCAAUAAUUAGUGAAGAAUGCCUUAAUGGAGAUGGUGGAUCCACGCACAAGGAAUCCACUAAUCUGAUUGGAAAUCCAUUUAAAGAUUUGAACAUAUUCGGUAGUGAUUCUGCACAAAAGGAACAGAUCAAAUCCGUAAGAAUGGAACCGAUCAAUGCAAUUGGAAAUCCAUUUGAAGAUUCGAACAUAAUUUGUGGGGAAUCGACGCAGAAGGAACAGAUCAAAUCCAUAAAAAUGGGACCAAUCAGUGUGAUCGGAAAUCCUUUUGGAGAAUCAAUAAGUGAAGGAGAUAUCAAUAGUAUCUAUGGUGAAUCCACAUUAAAAGAGGAGAUCAAAUCCACAACAGAACAAAUCAAUGUGAUUGGAAAUCCAUUUGAAGAAUCGAUGGCUGAAGCAGAUUUGAACAGAAUUUGUGAUGAAUCUACUCAAAAUGAUGAGAUGUCAUCUACAAAGACAGAACCCAUCAGCGUGUCUAAAAAUCGAUUUGCAGGCCUAAUCAGUGAGGCCGUUUUGAACAGAAUAUGUCGCACACCUGCCCAAAAGAAAGCGAUAAAAUUGUAUAAGAUGAGUGGAUGUGUUAAGAUUAGAAUACCACAUGCAAAAAGUAAAUAUGACCUUCCUGAAAUGGAUGAACUCCUGUCAACUGUUGUAGAAAACAAAUCGACCGAUAACCCCGACCAUAUUAGUUGUCCCCUUUGUGGGGAUUCAUUCAAGAACGAAGACAUAAUGGAGGGACAUAGGUGUAGAAGGAAAAAGAAGAUUAUUGAAUAUAAAUGUGACAAGUGUGAGAAAAUUUAUACAGAUCUAAAAAGUUUUCAUAAACAUUUCAAACUUGAAUUUCAUUUUUUCCGUUUCAAAUGCGACAUUUGUGAUGUGAUAUGUAAAGAACUUAAAGAGGUUACCGAACAUGUUAAAGUUCACAGGGAAGGUCCUCCCUAUACUUGCAACCAAUGUGAUAAAACAUUUAGAGUUAAAAAUGCUCUGCAGAGACAUCAAUAUUUGCACACAGGAGUUAAGCCCCCUUACGGAUGUGACCAGUGUGAUAAAGCCUAUCACAACAAGGAAUCUUUGAAGGAGCAUGUUCAAGUGGCCCACAGUGGGAUAACACCUUUCAAAUGUUCUGAAUGUGAAGAGUCCUUUGCUUCAAAGCGUGUAAGGAGUAUUCACUAUUCUAAAGAACAUGAACAGAAAGAACCAAGGUUUUCAUGCGAUCAUUGCAACAAGAAAUUUAUGUCCGGACUGCUUCGUCUCAAUCACAAGUGUGAGAACCACAAGUAUGACUGUAAGAUUUGUGGCGAAAUAUUCCAAUCAUUCCGGGGACUAGGUAGUCAUCAACAAAAGCACAGCGGUCGACCCAGAAAGGAUCCCAAAAACAAGAAAGAUUAUGGUGUUGGCACGCUUAUAUGUCCCAUUUGUGGUGUAUUAUACAAAACCGAGAAGACUUUGGCCACACAUAUAAAACGACAUGAAGAGUUGCCUGACGGAUAUAAAUGUGAUCAAUGUGAGAAAAAAUUCCCAAUUCGAUCGAAGUUGCAGGAACAUUUAAAUGUACACAAUGGAGUUAAUCCAUUCAAAUGUGACCAAUGUGACGCAUGCUUUCCUUCAGUUGGCAAAAGAUGUAGGCAUAUUUUGACGUACCAUGUUCCCCCUAGAUUUACGUGUGAUGUUUGCGGUAAGAGUUACAAGACCAAUAGAAAGCUUACGAUCCACUACCGGAGUCAUACCGGUGAGAGACCUUUCGUGUGUGAAGUCUGCAGCAAAGCUUUCAGUUCAAAGGAGCUCCUGCGCAUCCAUGAUAAAAGCCACAAAGGUAUACGCGAUUUUGUCUGUCCUGUGUGUAACAAAGCCUUUGUUCAACUAACCAAUAUGAAAUCACACCACAGAUUACAUUGGAGACCCAAAAUUAAAUGGACAAGAAAAAGGAAAGUGAAAGUUGAACCUGUCAAUCAAACGAAAGUGGAGCCUAUCAAUCAAGUGAAAGUUCAACUUAUUGAUAAAGACAAAUUUAUGAAUGAAGGGAAAGUUGAAUUUAUCAAGGAAAGAAAAGAUGAAAUUAUCAAGGAAAGAAAAGAUGAAAUUAUCAAUGAUGGGAAAGUUGAUCUUACUCCGCAUGGCGUAAAAGUUGAAUUUAUCAACCAAUAGAAUAUGUACAAAAUAAACUAACAAAGAGGGGGUGGAUGGCCGAAUGGUUAGCAUGUGCACGCUGUAUCAUAAGGUCUGUCAUUGAGUCCGCUGGCGUGGUUUCGAUUUCCCGGUUGUAAGUGACAAGGAGUAGGGUCCCCUGUCCAACCUCGUGAGUUUCUCCAACCUCUGGAAAAUCCGGUUUCCUCCCACUGCUAAAGACCCCUUACACCCAAGCGAAUUGAACCAUGUGUUAGUCUCUCUACUGAUUUUUAUAUGUGGUCAUAUAUUGUUGUCAGCCCUGUCCAUCUGUCAUCCACAAUUGCUUGUGGUGGACGUUCGAGGCUAAAGUUAUUAUCUGAAUUACUUGAAAUGUUAUAUACAGUGUUUAAAGUUCAUGAGACGAAAACGCCUAUUUGUUUCAAUAAUUCCAAAAUAUACUGUCAGUCAGAGUUAUAGCCCUUGAUGUUGUGGAUGCCCUAAAGAUUAAAAUUAUUAUUCCAGUUGAAAUUUAUACAUGCCUAUUGGUCUUUCCAAUUUUCUUUUUGAAAUUGGGGGGUUGGAUGGCUUAGUGGUUAGCAUGUGCGCGCUGUAUCAUUAAGUCUGUCAUUGAGUCAACUGGUGUGGUUUCGAAUCCCUGGUUGUACGUGACAAGGACCCCUACGCGCAAGCGAAUUAUGGAAAUAAAGUUGGACCAUAUGUUAGUCCCGAAAUGACCUAGUUUUUGAAAUUCAUAUGGUUUGUCGCGCAUUGAAUGGAUGUCCUCACUGAAGGAAUUCCCACCAGGCUUCGCUAGUAAAAACACGGUUCCACAUGACCUUAUCAAUGGUAACAGAACCACGUUUCGAAGUGUCGUGAUUAAAUUCCAUUUUAACGACAAAAACUAAGGUGUGGCCACACACCAGUUCAUAAUGAAUGUAUCAGAAAACAAUGCUGUAAGGUAAACAAUGAGGUCAUGUAGGACCUCCUCCUCUUAUGUGGCCACUAUAAAUCAUGCACCCUUGUCUCUAGCGAGGACGGCCAUUGAAGAAGCAUGUUUAUUUUCUGUUUGAAAUUUAUGUAGUUUGUCUAUAUUAUCGAAAUGAAGAAUUCAAUUGAUUUUCAAGAUUUUUCAUUAACCUCCAGAGAUUUGGCCCUUUUGUUACAAAAUCUUAGGCUUCAAUUAUGAUCUCAGUUUCUGUAUGAUAUACAUUUCCCGUUAAAAUGAAGAAGCCUAUUGAUUGGUUUUCAUUGAUUUCCAACAUGAGAUGUAUUCCAUUUGUUACGAAGUCUUGUUACCUCCUUAAAGGGUUUGAUUAUGGCCUAAUCUUUUUUGAUUAGUUCAUAACUGAUAGGAUGAUACAUGUAUAUACUACAGUGCACUCUGUCACAUCCGACCUCUGAUCACUCCGGCACUCUGUUACAUCCGACACCAUUUUCAUGUCCCGAUUUAUUACUUCAGCCAAAAAAAUCUCUGGGUAAUUCGACCUCUGUACGUUCCGGAUUACGACAUCAGUCAGCCGUCCCGUCAUACGAUUUCCAUAGAAUCGACACCGUAUAAUCCGACUUCAAUCGGUGGGUGUGAAGCAAACACUUGCCGAUCAAUUAUCCGUGAGAUUAAAACUGGAUGGGUGUGAAGCCACAAAACAUUAACAAGCAAUCACCAAUCAAUUAUCUGUGAGAUUAAAACUCGCUACCGUGGGUCUUUGUUGAUUACUUUGAUAAUUUUAAUCUCUUGUACGGCAGUUGUGACAAAUACUCAAGAAUAUCCACAAAUUUUCCCCCGAAUUCACAGUCGUAAAAAUAUUCUUAGCACCUGUUGGAAACAUUCGUUGUGCAUGCCGAUUGAAUCUGAAUAACCUAUUAGUUUGGUCACCCUACGGAUCUCUUCGAACCAGGUGACGACGACCUGGGGAUGCUCGAUUCACAGUCCGAAAAAUCCCGAAUUGACAGAAUUGCAAUCGAGUGACGCGGAAUUCAAUUCCGGAACGUUCAAUCGAGUACGCCCAUUAUCAAUGAACACGUGAUAGCAAAGACAAAAGUGCGAUCAAUUGAAGACGGCGAAUUAGAUAAAUUAAUGACAGACUUGACCUAUUCAAAAUGCCUACGCAUGUUAAAUGAAAUAAAAAUUAAUGUAAUAAAAUUUUGAAUGUACAGAAAGGUUUAUCAUUUUUAAAGGGAAUAAAAUUCUGGUGAUUCGAAGUUCUAUGUUCAAAGCUACAUUAUAAUAAUACUUCCGGUUUUCGAAGUUACAAUAUUUCCAGUUUUGAGAAAACUGGGUAUUCCGACAUUCUGCGUAAUCUGACAUAUUGUAAGGAUCCCGUAUGAUGUCGGAUGUGACAGAGUGCACUGUACUUGCUGGCUGAUGUAUAUUUUGAUGCCUGGCAACCUAUUUGUUAUUUCUUUAGUUAUCUAUGUUAAUGCUUCUGAUCAGUACAUACCAUAUUAACACCAAUAGUGUGUAGUAUUAUUGUCUAUAGAAUUCAUUUUUAGAAAAUACCCGAAGAGAAUAUGGGGAACACUAUAGUACAGCGUUAUGACGUCAUUUUAGUGUUGUUAAGAUGUAAAAAUCAACGUUAUGAUAACGUUAAAUUCAUGUUGUUAAGAUAUAAAAAAUAAACGUUAUGAUAACGUUAAAUUUAUGUAGUUAAGAUAUAAAAAAAUCAACGUUGUGAUAACGUUAAAUUUAUGUCGUAUGUUUGUUGGGUAUUUUGUGUAAAACUGAGUAAACAUGCAUUUAUAUGGGAAUCGGGAUUUAGCCACUGAUUGUGUUUUAUGUACAUGUAGUAGUUUGAUUGAAAUAAAAGCAUGUAUCUUAAA